Molecule: messenger RNA, 1634 nt
Organism: Linderina pennispora
Lineage: Eukaryota; Fungi; Kickxellomycota; Kickxellomycetes; Kickxellales; Kickxellaceae
Exons: 6
Coding region: 141-1574 (477 amino acids)
Biological process (GO): regulation of membrane potential; sodium ion export across plasma membrane; proton export across plasma membrane
Cellular component (GO): plasma membrane
Molecular function (GO): sodium:proton antiporter activity
Source: RefSeq, a predicted model, not a curated record
ACUUCUUCUCUCUCCCUCUCUUUUUUUCAUCUGCUGCGAGCCAGAUUCCUAUUUUCCAUCUAGUACUUGUUUCUUUCCGCUCUGUAUUUUUACAACCCAUGGUCGAUAGUUGGAUUCAUCUCAACUUUGGGCCCAGCACCAUGGUGCCGCUGCUGCUGGGCGUGUUUGCAGUCUGCUUUGGGUUGGUGUCGAUGGUGGUCAAGGAGUGGCUGUUUGUGUCGGAGACGCUGGUCGCUUUUCCUGUUUGCCCAGCUGACUGGGUGGACGUGCCUUCGUUCACGCUCGAGCUCACCCGGCUGAUCAUCGCUAUCCAAGUCAUGGCCGCAGGCAUCACGCUGCCAAACGCCCCGUUUGUAGGAAGUAUCCUGUCCACGGAGCUAAAGUCCCUUGCUCAUGCUGCUGGGUCCACCAUCAUGCUCGUGUUCCGGCUGGGGUUUAUCGAGUCAAUGCUCAUUGCGUCGUGCGUUGCGCCGACCGACCCGGUGCUGGCGAACUCGAUUGUCAAGGGCAAGUUUGCCGAAGCAAAAGUGCCGCUGCAUGUGCGUAACAUCAUCUCGGCGGAGUCUGGCGCCAACGACGGGCUUGGCUACCCGUACCUGUACCUGGCGCUGUACUUGCUCAAAUUCGGCACUAAAGAGGCACUGACCCGGUGGUUCGUCGUUGUCAUUCUGUGGGAGAUUGUUGUGUCGGUUGUUCUAGGCGGAGUCAUCGGCUGGUGCGCGCGCAAGCUGCUGCAAUACGCACGUGAGCGUGGCUGGGUCGACCACGACUCGUUCCUGUCGUUUGCAAUCUCGCUGACACUGCUUACGCUGGGCAUUGUGUCACUCGUGGGCAGCGAUGAUAUUUUGGCGUGUUUUGUUGCCGGCAACACGCUGACGUGGGACGACUGGUUCCGCACAGAGACCAAGGAGGCGCAUUUCCAGGACGUGCUCGACACGCUGUUCAACUACACGUUCUUCAUUUACCUGGGCGCCAUCGUUCCGAUGGGACACUUCAUCACGCCAGGCCGUUUGGUGGCCGUGUCGAUCCUGGUCAUCCUAUUCCGACGCCUGCCAGCGGUGCUGGCGGUGACACGCCUGACACCCGCGCUUGUGACGUUCCGCGAGGCCGCUUUUGCUGGGUGGUUUGGACCGAUCGGAGUCGGCGCGAUUUUCUAUGCAAUGGUGGCAUACGAAGAGCUCGAGGACCCAGUGUUUGAAGGGUCGCGCUUCAAAGAGAGCCUGCUGCCAAUUGUGUUUUCGUUAGUCAUUGCCUCGGUCGUUGUCCACGGCAUCACCAUCCCCCUGUACCAUGUUGCUGCUGCUGUGCCCACUGCCACCGUGGCCGUGCAAAAAUUCCUGACACUGACGCCCUCACGAUCAUCCACCAGCCUGUUCAGCAUUGGCAGACGCACGGCUUCACCCCGCUAUCCACCAAACAUGGGCGUGUCCAUCCGGAAACCCCGGAACGCACGGGCAUCGAACCCAGUGGUAUUACCAGACACUGUCCGGACUGCUGCUGAGCACACGUCGCUGCUGGUUGGCAGUGAGGAGCAGGCAGAAAAUUACGGUUCGACAUCGAAGAAUCCGAAAUGAACUCCAUUGCACACUAAAUUUAUUUUCAAAUGGCCUCAAUACACAUCGCGUUUAUAUUUA